Archocentrus centrarchus (flier cichlid) is the source of this 2622-nucleotide messenger RNA. It is a transcript of the gene kmo, whose product is annotated as kynurenine 3-monooxygenase. Bases 1 to 1416 code for a protein of 471 amino acids. The record is from RefSeq and is a predicted model, not a curated record. The transcript has 15 exons. Gene Ontology annotation, molecular function: FAD binding; kynurenine 3-monooxygenase activity. Gene Ontology annotation, cellular component: mitochondrial outer membrane. Gene Ontology annotation, biological process: L-tryptophan catabolic process; quinolinate biosynthetic process. NCBI's taxonomy places the organism in Eukaryota, Metazoa, Chordata, Actinopteri, Cichliformes, Cichlidae.
AUGGAGAGAUCAGCUUCCAGACAGACCAAGAAAAAAGUUGUAGCAGUGGUGGGAGGUGGUUUGGUCGGGGCACUGAAUACCUGCUUCUUUGCCAACAGAGGCUUUGAUGUGGAACUCUUUGAAAGUCGGGAAGAUAUCCGGCGAGCUAAAGUUGUGAAGGGGAGAAGCAUCAACCUGGCCUUGUCUCAUCGAGGCCGGCAAGCACUGAAACAUGUUGGACUGGAAGAGAAGAUUGUCUCCCAGGGAAUCCAGAUGCAAGCAAGAAUGAUCCAUUCACUGAAUGGGAAACAGUCCCCAAUUCCUUAUGGCAAGAAAGGCCAGUACAUCCUGUCGGUAGACCGAGCCAAUUUGAACAAAGAGCUGCUAACAGCGGCAGAGUCGUAUCCAAACACAAAGAUGAACUUCGACCACAAACUGCAGGACUGGAAUGCUGAAACGGGUCUAAUGACCUUUGUCAGGUCAGACGGGUCCAAGGAGCAGGCCAAGGCAGACUUGAUUGUAGGGUGCGAUGGAGCUUUCUCUGCCAUCCGCAAGCAGUUCCUUCGACGCAGCCGCUUUGACUACAGCCAGACCUACAUCCCUCAUGGCUACAUGGAGCUCACCAUGCCACCCAUUAAUGGAGAGUUUGCUAUGAAGCCUAAUUAUCUACACAUCUGGCCACGAAACACAUUCAUGAUGAUUGCCCUGCCCAACUUGGACAAGACAUUCACCUGUACGCUUUUCAUGCCCUUUGAAGAGUUUGAGAAGAUCACCACAGGAGAUGAAGUCAUUGAGUUUUUCCAAAAAUACUUCCCUGACACCAUCCCACUAAUAGGAGUUAACACUCUCCAGAGAGAUUAUUUCCGAUUGCCUGCACAGGCCAUGGUGUCUGUCAAAUGCAACCCAUAUCACAUCGGUGACAUGUGUGUCCUUAUGGGUGACGCAGCCCAUGCAGUAGUGCCUUUCUAUGGGCAGGGGAUGAACGCUGGCUUUGAGGACUGCAUUGUCUUUGAUGAAAUAAUGGAUCAGUUCAAUGAGGAUUUCAGUGCAGUUCUGCCUGAGUAUACCAGAGUUCGGGUUCCAGAUGAUCAUGCAAUUGCAGACCUGGCCAUGUACAACUACACUGAAAUGCGAGCGCACGUCAACUCCAAAUGGUUCAUUUUCAGAAAGCGUGUUGAUAACAUUCUCCACUUCUUGAUGCCAAAGGCAAUAAUUCCACUUUACACGAUGGUCACUUUCACUAGGACCAGAUACCAUGAAGCAGUUAAGCAGUGGCACUGGCAAAACAAAGUGAUAAACCGUGGCCUGCUGCUCAGUGCUGUCGGGGCUGUUCUGGGAGGCUCCUAUCUGCUCAUUAAACAUCCUCCAGAUCUCAGCAAGCUCAUCGUCUCUGCUGAAGAAAUGUGGGACAGGCUCGUGGCUCUCAGGACACCCUGAGCAUGGGCAUCAUUGCUGAUCUGACAGACAGGUGGACAGGCUGCAGAGUUAAACACUAGAAAAGAACUGAGAGGGACCCAAAUAUUAAUUACAUUUUGACUGAAUUGUCUAAUUCACAGUGAUGGCCCCAGUAAUGGCAAAUUACUCUAAUAAUGGCUACCUUCACUUAAACCACUGAUGAUUGAUAAGAACAUCUUACACUAUUUAAUCAGUGCUUAAACGACAAUGAUUAGAAUCAGAACAGUGGGGUUUUAAUUAUUAAACAAGUUUUAAUGUGAAAACAAAAUGUCAGUAUUAGGCCUGUGUGUAAGUUUACCUAUAGCUGCUUUUACACAGGAAUGACAUAUUAAAGUUACCUCAGCUCAUGGAUAUCACCAGAUUUUUUUUCUUCUUUUUUUUUGUCUUCAUGGUCCCCAAUGACCUCUACUUGAUACAAAGUAUUUUAAGGGUAAAUUAAUUCAUUUGGGGGAAGUUAUCAAUUAAUAGUUAUUUUACCUGAUGUUUUUGCAAUUGUUUAUACAUAUACAGUAUUGUGCAAAUGUGUUGAGUCACCCAUUUUUCUAUGAAAUGAGAAAUAGGUGCAGUGAUUUAUUCAAAUGUGCUAAAACAUAUAUACCUUGUGCCUAUAGUAUAUAAGGCAACAACAGAGCCUGUACAGUUCAAAUAAGCUCUUAUUUGGAUGUUAUUGUUCCAUUUUCUUAGGCCUGAUGGUGCCACACUGCUUCAAGAAAGUAGAAAUUUCAAAUUUGGAUUCAUCACUUAAUAAGAGUGAUGUUGCCACUGAUUCUCAGUCCAGUUCUUGUGUAAUUUGACAUACCUCAGUCUUUUCUCUCCGGUUCCCUUCCUCAAGAAUCGCUUGUUGACAGCCACCCUUCCACUGAGACCAUUUCUGAUGAGGCUUCAGUGAACAGUAAAUGGCUCAAUUGAAGGGUCAGAUGUAUCUCCCAGGUCCUGUCAGGUCUUUGCUGGAUUUUCUUUCUUGUAUUUCUUGAGGACAUGAUUUACAAACACUGUUCAUUGGCUGUACAGUUUUUUUUUUCAGGCCUGCCACUUGUUCUGGUGGCUCAAGACUUUUGCCUAUUACUGUAUUUACUCUGUUUUGUUUCAGAGUCUGGCUGGUUUCUUCAGCUGUCAAAUGUACUGCUGUGCUCACCGGGCAAUAGGGUAUAUAAAAUGAGUGAACAUGAGUGGUUUUAAGGACUUUUA